CACUGAUACUCAUCAUCUAAUACGACAAUAAUGACCGCAAGACGAGUUCCUCCAACAGGAGCUCCUCCUCCUUAUGCAUUCGUGAACCGCGUCUACGGUCGAAGCCUGCGCCCCAUUGUCCUCGCAUUUUCGGUAAUCGGGGCAAUAUGGUCUUUAGCAUGGGUUGCGUCUUUCAAAGAGCUGACCGUCGUCGAUGGCAAUGGCGCUUAUCAUAAACUCGUUCCACUGGCGAUUGUCCAAGGCGUCCUGUAUUCCGUUGCACUCGGGAUAGAAGUGUUCGGCAUCUACAGUGCGUUGACUCAACGAGCAUGGAUGGUUAGGAUGUAUGCAUUUUUGUGCGCUAUCGCGGGUCUUCUUGUCGUUGGCAUCGGCCUGAUGCGCUCCAUCACUCAUUUCACUUACAAGAGUGACUUGAUAAACGAAUGUAUAAAUGUUUCGGUAAACGGAGAUGUAGACACCGCAUUCGGAAUAUGGGGCACUAACCCGGCGCCAAUGACUGGGGAUGCUGCCACGUCUUAUUGCGAUAACGAGUGGAACCAUGACUCGUGGAGUGAGAUCGUGGCGACUAUCUUCGAAAUCAUUAUUUCCCUUUUGUUCACAUCUGCUGCUUUUGCCUACUACCGUCAAGUGAUCGACCCGUUGAGCCCUGCGAACGCCUUGAGGGCUCCCUCAAACCAAGCGCGACUUGACCUUUUCCCGACGCACUACAACCCACCUUAUGAUCCUGGAUACAAACCAGCCUAUGCCCCGCCGUCUGGCCCACCACCUUCCGACAGCAAACCCCCUGAAUACUCCUACGCAGGCGGAGAGUAUCUGGGACAUGGCAUGGAGAAGGACGACAAGAAGGAGGACGACCCUUUUUCGGACUAUGAAGGCCCUAGCGUACCCCGACCGCUACACUUUGCGGAAGAUAGAGAUGCGACGAGGAUUUGAUGGAAUUUCUUUGCGGAACAGACAUGUCUUCAGAUAUCUCACAACAUAAUGUUGUAUGCUCCAGUCUCGAUCCUAUGUAAUACCACUUGACUGUGCUUCAUCUCACACUA
Molecule: messenger RNA, 1043 nt
Organism: Suillus paluster
Lineage: Eukaryota; Fungi; Basidiomycota; Agaricomycetes; Boletales; Suillaceae
Exons: 10
Coding region: 31-933 (300 amino acids)
Source: RefSeq, a predicted model, not a curated record